GCUUCGGUCGCGAGCUGCGACGCCGCCGUGGCGCAGUGCUACCUGGCCGAGAACGACUGGGAGAUGGAAGUAGGCUUCGCCGCUCUCUUCGUCCUCUUUACCUCGGGCCGGGGGGCGCCCGGGUCUCACGGCUGUGUGUGUUUUUCAGAGAGCGCUGAACUCCUUCUUCGAGCCGCCCGGGCAGGAGAGCGCCGCGGAGAGCCGCCCUCACACGGCGGCGGGGCCCGAGUCCUGUUGACUUACAGGAUCCUGGGGAGUUCGGCUGAGAUUGACUUUGGACCUUAGCAAAGUAUUAACAUCAACGCAGCUGAGCCCCUAGAGGAAGGUCACUCUGCCUGUUUCAAGGACUUGUCAACGGGCUGUAGGUAGUAAGGAAAUUUAACUGUUCUUUUGCCUUUGUUUCCCGCAUCAUUUAUUACCUUUGCCUAGAACCUUUUGUUCGACUCUUUCCAUGCUAAGUCCUAUUUACCUGAAGGCCCAUCUUAGACAGGACUUAUCUCCCAAGAAGCAUUCCUUGAUCUCUCAAGUCUGGGUGGGUUUCCCCUUGUAGGUAAUCUUACAGCAUCCUGCAUGAUCCCAGUCAUAGUAACUUAGUUUAUGUUGUAAUUGCUGUUUAAUAUUUUGUCUCCCACUAAACUACCCAUUUGGCGAAGUCAGUAUCUGUUUUAUACAUUGUUAAUUUCCCAAAGUCUAGUACAGUAUUUGGCAUAUAAUCUCUCAGUAAAUGUAUAUAAAGUUCUCCCAGAUAUAUGGGCAACCUGUGGAGUUAACUGUUCAUAGUGAAGACACUUUUCUCCCUAUGAUCUUUUCAGCUGCACCAGUUUACAGAUGUAGUAAGAUCCUUUCAUUAGGCUCCCUUCCCUGACUAGCCUCUUAUUUAAGGGCGAAUUGUCCCCCAUCCGCAGUGAUAGAGCUCUGCCUCCCAUGUUGUAGUAUUCGCCUAGCUCAAGCUGGCCAGUCAGAUCCUCUCUCCUGGGAUUUCCAGACUGGGAGGAAGAGAGCUCAGUCUGAAUCUUCCUGUGGAGCUGGAAUGGUCACAUGCUAACCUAGUAUUUGUGGGGAAAGCUGAGAACAGGUGGUCUGCAGAAGGAGAAUGAAGCGAGGGAAGUUGAGUCCGUGGAGUCAGAUAAGAGAAAGCCUUGAUUGCAUUUCCUCAGGGAUAGCUGCAUUCCCAUACCUGGCUCUGUGACAUGUUUCUGUUUCUUCUAAAUUCCUCUAUUUUGCUCAUAGGAGCCUGAGUUAAUUUCUGUCAGUUGCAACCUAAAUUGUAACCAGUAAAGAAAUUGGAACAGAGGGUCUUGAUGCAGGGUGGUGAGUUCAAGCCCUCACUAUUUUGAGGGUGGAGCCUACUUAAAAAAAAAAGUAUGUGCAGGGGGUGCCUGGCUGGCUCAGUUGGGCAUGCCACUUUUGAUGUUGGGGUUGUAGUUCAAGCCCCAUGGUCGGUGUAGAGCCUAUUUAAAAUUAAAAUCUUUAAAAAAAAAAAAGAAAUGGACACAGAGGAAGUGGAUUCCCUGAAAUAGUCCCACAGAAAAAAUGUGAAUCCAGCUGAGUAAUGGUGGAAGGGAGGACCAUUAGGAGUUCCCUAUCCCAGAAUGGUAAACUGGAACGUUUGUGACACAGUUGGCAAAAUUUGAAUAGGUCUUAAAAUUAUAUAAUAAUGUUGUAUGAGUGAUAACUUUCUGAUGUUCAGUAAUGCUGGGUAUACAGGUAAGCCUGUCCUUGUUUCUAGGAAAUACAUACAAAGGUAUUUAUGCACACAUUUCAGAAUAAAAAGAGCAAAGCAAGUAAAUGUUACGUGAAAUGUUAACAUUUAUGUGGGUGAAUGGUGAAAAGAAAUCUUUUUACUGUUUUACUGAAAGUCUGAUUUUAUUUCAAAAUAAGAAGUUAAAAUAAUAAGUUAACUAGAUUUAUUGUGGUGGUCACAUGUCAAUGUUUACAAAUACUAAAUCGUUUUAUUGUGCCUGAAAGGAAUAUGUUAUAUGUCAAUUAUAUCUCAAUAAAAUUUUUUAAUUAAAAAGUUAAAAUACUGACAUUAAAUUUAUUAAAGUUAUAAAUAUAAAAACCUAUUUCUUAAAUUUAUGUAUGGUAUAUAACUGCUUGGCAGUCACCUUUUAAUAAUGGUUUGUCCUUGGUGGGGAUGGUGUGAGGUGGUGUCAGGACCAUGGACUGGAGCUUGUGCGUGUGGCCUCUCCAGUGUGGUAGUCUCAGGGUAGUCAGACCUUUUAGGUGAUCUCUCAGGAGACGGUGUUCGAAAAGGCUUGAGUGAAAGCUGCAAAGUUUCAUAUGACCAAGCCUCAGAAGUGCUGGGAUUUCCUUUCCACCAUAUUCUGUUGGUCAAGCAAGUCAGUAAGGCCCAGGUUCGGGGGGAGAGGUGUUAGACUUCACCUUUCAGUGAGGGGACUAACAAAAAUGGCUGCUGUUACUCACAAUGAGAUUUUAUUCCGUAUGUUUCAUACAUUUCACAUAUGAUUUAAAGUGAAUCCAAAAUGGAAAUCUUACACUACAUAGUCUGAUUUCAGGUCAGAGUUUACAAAAUCAUCUUAGUGACUGAUCCAUGUCAUUGAGGGAUAUUGAGUUGGCUCUAACUAUGUAAGUGAGCAAACAUUUGGAUAACACGUAAGAAUCUAUUUUUCCUUAGUUGUAUGACUUCUGCUCUUCUAUAGGCAGAUACUUUUAGGGUUCUUUUAAAAUUAAUUUAUCUGUAAGAUGAGGAGUACAAAUAGUUAGAAAAUAAUUUAGAAUUGAUCAGAGAUGACUUGCAGAGUUGUGUUUCACUGUAAUCUUGCCAGUGUUGACCUAACGAAUGAGGAGACAACUGAUUCCGUUAGUUCUAAAGCCAGUACAUCUGAAGGGAAUCAGCAAGAAGAUGGCAGCGUGUUCUCUCUCAUUACCUGGAAUGUUGAUGGACUGGACCUAAACAAUCUGCCAGAGAGGGCUCGAGGGGUGUGUUCCUAUCUAACUUUGUACAGCCCAGAUGUGGUAUUCCUACAGGAAGUUAUUCCCCCGUAUUGUAGCUACCUAAAGAAGAGAGCAAGUAGUUAUGAGAUUAUUACAGGUCGUGAAGAAGGAUAUUUCACAGCUAUAAUGUUGAAGAAAUCGAGAGUGAAAUUUAAAAGCCAAGAGAUUAUCCCUUUUCCAAAUACAAAAAUGAUGAGAAACCUUUUGUGUGUGUAUGCAAGUGUGUCGGGAAAUGAACUUUGCCUUAUGACUUCUCAUUUGGAGAGCACCAGAGGGCAUGCUAAGGAACGAAUGAAUCAGUUAAAAACGGUUUUAAAGAAAAUGCAAGAGGCUCCAGAGUCAGCUACAGUUAUAUUUGCAGGAGAUACAAAUUUAAGGGAUCAUGAAGUCACCCAGUGUGGUGGUUUACCCAGCAACAUUUUGGAUGUCUGGGAGUUCUUGGGCAAACCUAAGCAUUGCCAGUAUACAUGGGAUACACAGAUGAACUCUAAUCUUGGAAUAUCUGCUGCUUGUAAGCUUCGUUUUGAUCGAAUAUUUUUCAGGACAGCAGCAGAAAGUGGCCAUAUCGUUCCCCAAAGUUUGGACCUCCUCGGGUUGGAAAAACUGGACUGUGGUAGAUUUCCUAGUGAUCACUGGGGUCUUCUGUGCAACCUCGAUGUAAUCUUGUGAAAUGCUUUCCAAAUAAGAGUUUUCUAUCUUCUGAGUAAUUUUGUUCUGGAUUUUUGUAAAGGUAAUUUCUACCUGUCUGGAAAGGUAGGUUAUAUGGAGGAAUUAAUAUACUACAUCAUUGUAACAGAAGAAAACACUACUGUGAUUUUUAUUUUGUGGAUUGUGUCCUUAAAUUUCAGAACUAAAUAUUGAGGUUUAUUUAAAUUAAAGCAUACAGAAUAUGAGACUUCUUCAUAAAGGCCACCAAGACCGUCAGAGCUCCUAAUACUGCUCAGAGCUGCCGGCUGGUUCUCAAGCAGGGCCAUGUUGUCCCUGGGCUAGCCUUUAUAUUUUAUUUUUAAAAUCAGGCACUAAAUAGUUUAUAUUUUAAGUAAAUCUUUAAAAAUAAAAAUAAGAGGUUAUUGUGUUUGGGGGAAGUGGAUCUUUUAAUGCAGGUAAUCUUAAAUGAAAAAAGCCAUGAUUAUGUCCAUUUGAGUAGAUGGCAACUGUCCUAUACCAGACUCUAUUUUUGUCAGUUAAGAGGAUGUGAUUGGUAAGCUAUAAAUGAAAUCUUCUGAUUUGAAAUUCCUUUACUUUUUAAAACUCAUGUUUGUCAACAUGUCGCUGUUUAUGUUGCCAACAGAGGCAAAAUUAGGCUUGAUAAUGAUUAAAGUCGGUGUUCUAGCUGCAUUUGGGCUUUUUUCCUAAGAGAAAAAUAAAUGUUUAAAGAGGAAUAGCCUUUUAGUUUUACUUCUUAUAAAAUUGAAUUAUUUUACAGGAGAGGGAUAAGGAGCACUUUUUAAACGUGCUUUAAAGAAACUUUUCUCCCUGUAAAAAAAAAAAAUGGACUUUAAAUAAAGAAUUUUACUUGUUUAUA
Leptonychotes weddellii (Weddell seal) is the source of this 4483-nucleotide messenger RNA. Lineage: Eukaryota; Metazoa; Chordata; Mammalia; Carnivora; Phocidae. The record is from RefSeq and is a predicted model, not a curated record.